UUUUAGUUGAUAUUGUUCUUUUUGCGGUCUUGUUUGUACUUGUUUUUGCUUUAGUUUUUACGUUAAAUUACUCAGGUUUGUUUGUUAUUUUAGUCUUAGAAAGUUGACGAAAUAAGUUUUUAGUUAUAAUUUUAAAGUUUAAGAAAUUUAUUUUGUUGAUGUAAAUUUUUUUGGCAGAAAAAAAUUUACAGCCAGUUCUUUGUUUUUAAAAUAAAAUUUUUACUCUUGCUACUUGUCUGUGCAAAACUUUUGUAGACUGCUGUAUUGAGGUAGAGUAGAGUAAAGCGAACUUGACAGUUUGAUUUUUAAUCUGGCAGUACCUGCGCCUACGAAAUGGGUCAAGAGUCAGUGUUUGCGGAGAAUGUGAAGGAAAAUGGCGAUUCAGCUGCAACGAUGGAAAGCUCACAGUUGAUCAUGCAGCAGAAAAAAGGAAGUGGAAAUUCAUCAGCAGAAAACUUGUCAUCAUCACACGGCAACAAAACUAGAGAUUCUGAUCAAAAGCAGCAUGACAUCAUUGAAAUGUCGUUAAUGAAUGGCAAUGGGGAGAACCAGACUGAGGAAGAUAAGGAAAAGAUUGUAGUGCUGGAUGGUGGGGACAAUGCCGGUGAUGGUGGUGGUGCAGAGAAUUCGACAAAAGUUGGAUUCUUAAAAAUGAAACGAUGUGAUGUUCGAUAUCUGUUCAUUGCUCUGAUUGUUCUUAUCAUAUUGAUUGGCAUUGCUUCAAUUGCCUUCCUUGCCCGUAGAUUUGAAACAAAAGCAUAUGAAGAUUUGAAGUUUGCCGGUCACUUUUCUGACCACAUGGUGCUACAGAGAGCCCCACACAAAUCAAUAGUGUGGGGUUAUGUUACACUGCCCUCCAAUGACCUUACAGUGGAGGUCAAACUACAGGGUCAUAAGGUUGAAGAAGUUUACAAAGCUCACGUGGAAAGAUUUGUUUCAGGAGCUACGUGGAGUGUAACAUUAAAGGAGCACGACGAAACAACCCCAUUCCAACUCAGUGCCUACGUUGUUCAUGCUGAUGGCAGCCUGAAUAGUGAUAACAACGUUGAUGAGGGCAGUUACUUGUACAAUGUAACAUUGAGAGAUGUCCUGUUUGGUUAUGUGUGGAUAUGUGCUGGUGAUCAGCUGAUGGAGGAAUCACAAGAUUCUGAGGCAGAUGAGAAAGUUGAUGCUGGCAGUAACAUUACUCCUGAUGUAAGACUGUUCUCUCUCCAUCCAUUCAGAUCAGAUAUUCUCUGGAGUAAUGUGAGGAACGUUAAACAUCAUUGGACCAUUCCUUCCAAAGAUACCAUCUCAAACACGUCUGCAACAUGUUGGCUGUUUGGACAGAAACUUGCACGUCACUUGAAAUAUCCAAUUGGACUUGUGCUGGCAACUUUCCCCGAUUCUCUAAUCCAAGAUUGGGCACCUCCGAGCUCCAACAAAUGCGAACAAGGAAGAGAUUCAGGAGUGGAAGGAGAGUCAUCAGGCAGCAAGAUAUGGAAUGCCAUGCUGCACCCUCUCACAGAAUUCUCCACAUACGGCGUUGUUUGGUUUCAUGGUGUACAAGAUGCCAGCAAAGAUUCAGCCAAUUACAGCUGUCCUCUCAUACACAUGAUAAACACGUGGAGAAAUCAUGAGCAUGCGAAGAAUUUGAAGCCACAAGGUUUUGUGAAGCCGUUUGCAAUCGUCCAGAUUCCUCCGAGUCAACAAAGCAGCAACAGCAGCUUCAGUCGCGUGGACAUUCGGUGGAAGCAGACAAUGAACCACGGCUACCUACCCAACUCCAUCCUGCCAGGGGCUUUCUUGGUGCCAACCAUCGAUCUUGUGGGCAGCCACUUAGAUUAUAAUGAAUUAUCCGAGAGAUUAUUGAGUGGAGCCCUGUCACAUGCAUACAGCAGCAGCAAUGACAACGUUGGUGAACGUGGCGAGGGAAGGAGUUAUAUGUACGACAACCAGUUGCCCAUCAACUAUGUAUUCCCUAAGAAUGUGCGUGAAAAUCCUUUGGUGAUUUCAUUGAAGAAUACCGUCACCGUUCAUGACACACAAGGGUUUGAGGUAUGUUGCUCCAAGGAUAACUCUACAUGUUCUUCCCUUUAUAUGAAGGUUCCCUUCGCCCCAGGUCGUGAGUGGGUCGAUGCACCGAUCAUCCCAUCCGUUGCGCACAUUCCAACCAGAGAUAUCCAGUUGAAUGUGGCAAUGAACUGUGCGCACAAAAUCACAGGACUGAGGUAUCUCUGGAGAGAGGCUCCGUGCCGGAAAGUUCAAAAUGGCUCCAUCAAGUGCCCCAUCCAUUUCUCAGAUUCCUCCCUGCCUCUUCUGCCUUUUAUCAGAUUCAGUUUUGAUUCCAAGCACCUGCUCGAUCCAGACCUGAUCAGACGACCAAUCAUGUCAUCUUGGAGUAUCUGUUGAGUGUUAAACAAGUUUUUAACGGUAUUCGUAUAUGCAAUCUAUGUUUGAGCUUUAUGAAUUAUUUGUGACAGUUGUAAUGUAAUUAAACUUUAUAAUAAGAAAGUAUUAUGUAACCACAGUCACUAUUUUAAUAUUCAUAUCAAUGUUUUAUAAUAACGAGAACGAAAUAAAAGCAGGGUAGGACGUUCACACAAAAAAUUUACCGAUAAUUUUCUUUAAUAAUGCCAUUCAAAUAUUUGUCAGCUUUUAUGUUAAUAUUUUAUUUUUUUAUGUUUCUCAAAUUUUAAUGAGUUUUUGAAAUAUUUAUGCGUUAAAGUUUUAUAUGCGUUUUUAAUAUUUAGCCUUAAUUAUGCAAUCGUUUUCAGUAAAUUUACAUUUUUCAUUGCUGAUCGUUGAAUUGUUCUGAAUAAAUGUUUUAAAAGUUUCUGCUUUAAAAGUUUAAAAAUCUUCUUUAGGUUUUGAACUAAAUUUUUGAAUUAUCUUUUUUAAUUUCGGACGCAUUCACUUAUCGUGUAAAAAAAA
Messenger RNA from Helobdella robusta, 2913 nucleotides. RefSeq lists its product as hypothetical. The record is from RefSeq and is a predicted model, not a curated record. Gene Ontology annotation, molecular function: sialate O-acetylesterase activity. Lineage: Eukaryota; Metazoa; Annelida; Clitellata; Rhynchobdellida; Glossiphoniidae. Gene Ontology annotation, biological process: carbohydrate metabolic process. Bases 334 to 2391 code for a protein of 685 amino acids. The transcript has 11 exons.